Messenger RNA from Sclerotinia sclerotiorum 1980 UF-70, 582 nucleotides. RefSeq lists its product with no specific name. Gene Ontology annotation, biological process: protein phosphorylation. The record is from RefSeq and is a predicted model, not a curated record. Gene Ontology annotation, molecular function: protein kinase activity; ATP binding. The transcript has 2 exons. Lineage: Eukaryota; Fungi; Ascomycota; Leotiomycetes; Helotiales; Sclerotiniaceae. Bases 1 to 582 code for a protein of 193 amino acids.
AUGUCAAGAAUGACCGACAGAAUGACACCAAGCCUACAUCGAACACCCGCUAGGUUAGGUAAUAAUUCAGCUCAGUCUUCAGCAAAGCUCGCAACAACAUCCAACGAUCGAGCGAAACAAGGAAAUCUCUUGAGGGUUUGGCUCACCAGCCCAUGGGGCGACUAUCAGUCUAUAGCACCUAUAACGGCAAAGGGAUGCUUGUUGGCUUGUCGCAAGGGAGAUUACUUUGAAAAAGUGACAAUUGGAGUUUACGAAGGGGAUGAUACCCUUCAAUUCCUCCAAGCACUAUCUGUAAUUCAACAUGCGAACAUAUCUAAGAUUCUUGACAUCUACUGUGACGAAAACAAAAUAUUUAUUGCAUCAGAGUAUUUUGAACUUUCGUUAGUCGAUCUAGACUUUCAGAUGUUCGAAUUUGAUGAAUGGGAGAUUGCAACCAUCAUUACCGAGGUCCUGAAAGGUUCGGAGUACCUUCUCUGCCAAGGUGUCUCAUGUAAAGAAUUGUCGAUGUUGAAUAUUCGUCUAUCAAUAAAUGGAGAUGUUAAGAUUGGUGGGUUACAGAAUCUAUAUAUGAAAUAUCUCUAA